CGCAGGCCCGCCAGGAGCGUGGUCCGCGACCGCGCCCCGCGGGGCGGCGAUGAGCUGUACGCCCGCGGCCGCGGCCGGGAGUUCUCGCCGGUGUACUACCGCAGCCGCACGCCGCCGCCGCCGCCGCGAGGCGGGGCUCGCUCGCCUCCGCCGCGGCGCAGGCCCCCCUCGCCGCCGCCGAGGCGUGCUCCCCCGCCGCGGGCGCCAGUGAUCGAGAGCGUCCGCGCGGCCGUGCCAGCCCGGGCUCCGCCGGCUCCGCCGGCCCGCCGGCCGGCCGCCCCGGCGGCGGGCCGCGAGCCGUCGCUGGGCAGCUACUACUCGUACGAUGAGAGCCCGCCGCCGGUGCUGGGCGGACGGGGGCCGCCGGUGGAGCCGCCACGCAAGGCGCUGCCGCCGCCGCCCAGGCGCCCGGAGAGCCCCCCGCACGCCCGGGCGCCCGCGGACCGCUACGAGGACCGGCGCGCGGGCCGAGGCCGGCGGUGACGUCCG
Molecule: messenger RNA, 489 nt
Organism: Prorocentrum cordatum
Lineage: Eukaryota; Dinophyceae; Prorocentrales; Prorocentraceae
Source: the annotation of a GenBank genome assembly